AUGAGUGUACAGGAUAAUUGCGGUGUUCAGGAGGUAAGAACCUCACAUCGUGGAGACUGUUUCUUACUCCUCCCAUCUGGAGAACGCGUUUUGGUUAAGUAUAUGAAUGGACUGCAAAUAUUAGGAUUUAGUUUUGGGUUUUUCGGCCUUGCCAGUGCAUUCCUAGGACUAUUGGAUACUGUCCUCAUCCCAUCGUUAUCUCCAAAUGAUUCCAAUAAUUAUCCUGUUGAAUUUAGCUUAGCUGGUGGUUAUGGACUUCCUAUUUAUACCGGCGUGCUGGUCUUAUCCACUGGAGCGAUGGCCUUACGCACAAUUAUUAGCUUGCGUUACACUUCUCUACGGAGAUUUUACAUAUCAUUAUGGUUGAUACUGUUGUUAAACGUUGUUUAUUGGUGUUGUUUAAUAGCUGCUAUAUCCUAUGGAAAUUUCGCACCAGAUCCGUCAUCAAAUAAGAUUUCCAACUCACAUACCGUAACAAGAGUUUUUACAGCUGUAAAUUCUGGCCUUUCUUUAAUUCCGUGUUUCACAGGCUUAAUACUGUACAGUCGUCCCAUUCUUAGUAGAAAUCAAAAUAUCUUGUGUUGUUAUUCACUGAUUCAACGGUUUAGUUACUCUUCAUCUUAUAG
This is a messenger RNA of Schistosoma curassoni, 626 nucleotides long. NCBI's taxonomy places the organism in Eukaryota, Metazoa, Platyhelminthes, Trematoda, Strigeidida, Schistosomatidae. The record is from the annotation of a GenBank genome assembly.